CACACACACACAAACACACACACCAACCUCCAUCCACUGACAGUGUGACUGUCCUGCCUGACGUGGAGAUGAAUUAGACGCACUUCACCUUAUGGGCUGAAUCCCCCACCCAAAAAAAAAACCAUCCGCUUUGGAUUUUGUGUGAACUUGGACGAGCGGAAAAGAAAAGAUGCGGAAAUACAUCAAGUUGUUUGCGUGCCUGCUGCUUGUGUGUGAAGAUGCAGCUUCCCAGAGCAAGAUCUUUGGGGAGACCGAGCCUGUUCGGAUGGUAUCAGAGGGCUCGGACUGCCGCUGCAAGUGCAUCAUGCGACCGCUGAGCAGGGACGCCUGUCUGCGGCUGCGCAGCGGCAGCGUGCGCGCGGAGGACUUCUACUCGGUGGAAACGGUCAGCUCUGGUUCCGACUGCAAGUGUUCCUGCACCGCGCCGCCGUCCUCCCUCAACCCCUGCGAGAACGAGUGGAAGAUGGAGAAGCUCAAGAAACAGGCCCCCGAGUUGCUGAAGCUCCAAUCUAUGGUGGACCUCCUGGAGGGAACCCUUUACAGCAUGGACCUGAUGAAGGUCCACUCAUACAUCAACAAGGUGGUGUCUCAGAUGAACACCCUGGAAGAGACCAUCAAGACAAACCUGACGCGGGAUAACGAAUUGGUCCGGGACAGCAUGGCCACCCUUACCAACCAGUUCAAGAGAUAUGACAACUACUCCAACAUUAUGAUGAGCAUCAAGAAGGAAAUCUCUGGACUCAGUCUGCAGCUGCUUCAAAAAGACUCCUCAGUGCAGGACACCAAAGAUGAGAGGACCAAGGCGCCUUUAAAAGCAGCCAACAAGAAGCCUCCAGGAUCCAAGCCUCCUCCCAAACCCAAAGAAAAAGUGGUCAAGCCCAAGAAGGAGGUCAUCAAAUCGGAAAAAGUGCUGAAACCAGACCCGACUGCCAAAAGCAAGGUGGUCGGCCAGCAGCAAGGUGUGGUGAGGGGCAUCACCUACUACAAGGCUGCCAAGACGGACAAGGAGGAGGUCAGAGGAGACAACCCGGCCAAAACAUACGCACGCCAUCACGUCACCGAAACCCAGUCUGAGGAUGGUGGAGCCGAGAUGGUUCUUGAAACGGCGGAAUCGACAGCUGCCGGACCUACCGCAUCAACUGCAUUCCAUAGCAGCGUAGCAUCGACCACCACGGCACCACCCACUACCACGGCACAGACGACUGGCCACAGUACGGCAGCUGCAGAGAGGCCGGCCCCCACCAUUGUGCUGCUGCUGGAUAACAGCAACAACAACAGUCGCCCCGCUCUUCACCGAGCAGGGAAAAUUCUGAACUGUGAAGGCACUCUGGCAUCAAUCGAGCAGCCGGAGAAGCAGCACAGUUAUGGACGCAACGAGGGAGCCUGGAUGAAGGAUCCUCUGGCUAAAGACGCCAAGAUCUACGUCACAAACUACUACUACGGCAACAACCUGGUGGAGUUCCGCAACCUGGAUAACUUCAAACAAGGCCGCUGGAGCAACCUCUUCAAACUUCCCUACAACUGGAUCGGCACGGGUCACGUGGUCUACAACGGCGCCUUCUACUACAACCGAGCCUUCACCAAGAACAUCAUCAAGUACGACCUGAAGAUGCGCUACGUAGCGGCCUGGGCGCUCCUGCACGACGUGGUCUACGAGGACACCACCCCGUGGAAAUGGAGGGGCCACUCGGACAUCGACUUUGCGGUGGACGAAACCGGACUGUGGGUGAUCUACCCCUCUGUGGACUACGACUACCACCAGCAGGAAGUGAUCGUCGUCAGCAAACUGGACCCGGGGGACCUGUCCGUGAAAAAGGAGACCACCUGGAGGACGGGGCUGAAGAGGAACUCGUACGGCAACUGCUUCAUCAUCUGCGGCGUCUUGUACGCCGUCGACGUGUACAACCAGAAGGAAGGCGAGGUGCGCUACGCUUACGACACGCACACCAACACGGAAGCCGUCCCGCACCUGGCCUUCACCAACGAGCACUCCUUCACCACGCAGGUCGACUACAACCCCAAGGAGAAGGUUUUGUACGCCUGGGACAACGGCCAUCAGGUCACGUACCGACUAAACUUUGUCCACCAGUGAGAAGCGCUCCGCAGGCAACAAGGUACAGGAGGCCUGCUGGUAUGGACCCGAGGUGCUGAGCAUUUUGCAACUUGUUUGAGCUAAAACCACUCAGGAUGUGCCACAAGGCUCCAUUUCAAGUAUUUGUGGACAUAAUCUUCCUGCUUGACUUGCGCUUGACACACCUUCAAUCAAGAAAAACUGCAUUUUGACCAUCACCCAUAAUGCUUAGUAGGUGAGUCUUUCCCUUUUCUGGGCGUUCUGCGUAAUAGAAAACUGCUAGUAAGAGGCGGCUAACAAUGCGGGUAAUGUGAUUUAUCUAUUACGCUUACAUAUUCAUCUAAAAAAAACCUCAGACAAA
This is a messenger RNA of Entelurus aequoreus (snake pipefish), 2432 nucleotides long. Its product is annotated as olfactomedin-like protein 2A. Bases 170 to 2092 code for a protein of 640 amino acids. Gene Ontology annotation, biological process: signal transduction. The record is from RefSeq and is a predicted model, not a curated record. The transcript is spliced from 8 exons. Lineage: Eukaryota; Metazoa; Chordata; Actinopteri; Syngnathiformes; Syngnathidae.